Molecule: messenger RNA, 951 nt
Organism: Opisthocomus hoazin
Lineage: Eukaryota; Metazoa; Chordata; Aves; Opisthocomiformes; Opisthocomidae
Source: RefSeq, a predicted model, not a curated record
AUGGGUGUUCGGCCAUUGCAGAAACGACAGAGGACCGUGGAGGACUUCAACCAGUUCUGCACCUUUGUGUUGGCCUACGCAGGCUACAUCCCCUACCCUGAAGAGAGGACCGUGGAGGACUUCAACCAGUUCUGCACCUUUGUGUUGGCCUACGCAGGCUACAUCCCCUACCCUGAAGAGAACCAGCCCUGGACCCACGGAGGCAGCAUGAGCCCCCAGAACAGCACAGGGAGCACUCAGGACAGCGAUAGCUGGGCCUCGUCCCACUCCUCUGACUGCCAGGUCCUGACGGACGACGGCAGGAGCAGGAACGCCGUGGCCUUCUAUGAUGUCCGGCCCCAGCAAACCAAACGGAAGAAACCGGCAGCGAAGAAACUCGUUUUGGAGCAGGAGGUGGAGAAGAAGGUGCCGCUGAGCAUGGGAAAGGGCUCUGGGGCAGAGCAGGACGGAGCGAAGGAGCUGGCUGCGCUGGAGGGACAGGUGCCACCCGUGAAAGAGGAGCUCUUGGAGCCUUCCCUCAACCCGGCUGGGGACCCCCAGCCCAACUCCCUCCUGGAGGAGCUGAUGAAGGAGGAGAAGGACUGGACGCGUGGAGCACAGGGGACCGAGAAGCCGGCAGGAGAUGAUCCUCAGCUGAAGGAGCACGACCCCUGCUCUGGAGGGAGGAAAAGCCCCAGUUCUUGUAGUACCUUGGACCAAAGCGAAGGGGAAGAUGCAAGCCGAGACGACGACGCCUGGGAUCUGAUCACCUGCUUCUGCCUGAAGCCCUUCGCAGGGCGGCCCAUGAUCGAAUGCAGCGAAUGUGCUACCUGGAUCCACCUCUCCUGUGCCAAGAUCCGCAAAUCCAACGUGCCUGAGGUUUUCAUCUGCCAGCGAUGCCGCGACGCCAAGCAGGAGAUUCGCCGCUCGAACCGAGCUCGGACGGUGCCCCGCAAGCGCUUCUGUGACUGA